UAAACGUCAAUCAGGAUUGGCGUUUGUGUCUGUUUAUUCAUUUUACUGCUGCAUAAGUCUCGUCCAAAUAUAAGUAAUCUAUAUAAGGCAGAGUAAACGUCAGAUUUAAUUAAAUGUAAACAAGACGUAAAGUAUUAUCAUCAGAUGUAAAAAGGGAGGUACACCAAUGAAAUCAACAUUAUUGCUUACAAAACUGCAAUCUGUUAAUUAUCAUCUGAAACUGAAACCUUGAAUAGGAACGAAACUUGUUUAGUUGUAUCGGUUUCUUGUAUAUUUAUGGAUAAAAAAUAAGAAAAAUAAGAUUACUUAGUGAAUGUCAUCAAGAAAAAAAAUCGAUGAUUACUUAAGUAUAAAAAAAACAACUCGGAAAAUGUCUGGAGCAGUUUAUCAACCUACAACUAUAACAUAUGAAUCGAAUGGCCCUCAAGACAGAUGGCAAGAUAGACCAAUAAGUUUUUUAGCUUCUUCAGUUUCACAAAAUGCUAGGAGACCAUGUGGGAUAAGUUGUUUGCCCUCUCGAAAUGUAUUACCUAUAAUUCUUGUUUCAUCAUGCGUAGCUUGUUUCAUUGUUGGCCUUGUGAUGCUUGUGCAAGGUGCAUUGGGAUAUUCUGAUACCUCAGAAAAUAAGGAGGAUUUAUUUUUGCUGAUCACAAUCUUUGGAGCUAUAUUCUUCGCACUUUCCAUACUAUUAUUUGUUUUCUUUGUCCGUAUAACGAGGAGGAUGUGUUGGAGACAUACUAAAGACCAUUUAGAUACUUCAGGUGGACAAGCUUUAACAGUAAACCCUUCUACGGAUCUUCUUGUAACAGCACAAUAUGCCCCAGUAUCUGAGGUAGCUUAUCAACCAGCACAACAAGAAGAUACUGAACAGAGCAAAUUGAUGUCACAGGAAAAUAAGGAUCUUGUCAAUGAAGAUACCGAUCGCAUGGUGGAGAGAGAUCCGAGGAUUGUACUUCGUCCACUAAAUACACAUGAAGAAACAUAGAGAUACAUCACCGAAAAUCAACUGCAACCGAACUAAUUUAGUACUUAGCUUAUUCAUUGAAGACUUAACAAUAAUUUGCUUUGUUGGAACUGAUACUUAUUUACUUAAUAUUAGAAUAGUCAGCUGUUAGUUAUUCUGACACUAAAUUUGUUAACCUAAAUUUUUUAUCAUUUAUUUAAUUUAAAAAAGUUGAGUAUUAUAUCGUUAAUUUUUAGAAAAAUGAGUUAAUUGUAAAGAAAUUAAAUUGAUUUCUUUGUUAUAUUAGUAAUAUCGCCAUACUGACCACAUUUUUCGAUUUGGAUAUGAACAAACAACCUUAUUAGGCUCCGAAGACCUGAUCCUAGUUGUAGUAAACAGUAUUCAGUAUAAAUAUAACCAACUAUUCCAUUAAAUUCAACUUAAUAUUCAAUUAAAUUGACAGGUUUGUGAUAUUUACAACGAGAAAUUAGAAUAGUAACACAUCUAGUAAAUUUACUCUAGUUUCAAUAUAUUUACAAUUACGAAAAAUAACAGUAUUUACAUUACAGAACACAUUACAUCGAUUUACACUAUAUGGCCCGUCCAGUUUUUCAUAGAUUCAUAUCCGGCUCGAAGGACCAGAUAAGGUAAUUGUUAGUAUCAGGGGCGCAACAACCUAACAACUCUCAAAGGGGAUGUCAAGAGAAUUCUUUAUAAUGACUGCAUUGACUUAUCAAGAUGAUUAUAAGAAAUAUUUUGUUUUGAGUGGACAUAUACAUUUAUAAAUGAUUGAGUUAGUGCUGCUAAAUCUAAGAAAUCUAAUAUGCGUUUAUGAACGUGGCAUAUUGUUAAAUUACUUGAUAUUUUUUCACUUGUGGUACAUUUUGAACCCACGCAAUGCACUGAAACUGCGUUUCAGCUUCACAAGAUGAAGCAGGACAUGUAGUUAAAACUUCAACUCUGAUAUCUGACCUGAAAAAAAUUUUCUCAAUUUAGUUAAAUGAUAUUUCAUUUGUGUUGUGUCACACAAUUUUGAUUUUACUUACACUUACGUCUUGCAUCGUUGUCUCGACACAAUCUACUCGAACUUGCAACGCGUUUCGACUUGCGACCUAAGACGCAUAUAGAAUUGUGUUAGGACCUUGGAAGUUUAUAAAGGACCAUCAAAAUAUAAAAUAACUCAUAUAUUAGGGUUUUGAAUGUUGUGAAUAUUCGAAGGACCACUAGAAUUAUGAAAAUGCUUUAAUUUUUUAUGUGUAAUCAGUAUUAACAAAAACCGGUUCGAAAUUCACUUGUCACAUUGUAAGGUUGGUUGCCUAAUGUAUCGAAACAGUUGCGGACGGAUUGCAACUUGCUGUUUAGCGUGAGUUCAAAAUAUUUUAUAUAUACAUAAUACUUUUUUAAAUCUAUGAAUAUGUAAACAAUCAAUUGAUUGAAUCACUAACGGUACAUUUGUAACAUUAUAGUAAAAACACUCUAAGUUAAAUGAGUUUUGUUUUAAGGAAAAAUUGGAUUGACACCCCUCAUUGUUGCGCCUCUGUUCACUAUAACUUACCUUUUAUAUUAAAAUUUUGUGUAAAGUUUCUUUAUAGUCAUGUAUGUUAAGUAUUAAUUCGUAUUUAAUUGAAUUUUGUUAUAAAACGAAAGUUUCUAAAAUUAGGGAUAUUAUAUUCAAUAAUUUAUUAAUUAUUGGUUGUGUUUCAUCUAUUUUCAUAUAUAUUUAUGAAUCUCAAAAGACUAUUUUUUAAAUCGACUGGAAAAAUAUUUUGUCAUUCCACGAUUUGUAGCAGUAGUUUCACAAAAAUAAACUAUUUUCAAUCGUUAUUUAUAAUUAUGAUACGAAGAAAUUAAUUGCAGUAUAUGUGACAAGUUAUACCUCUUAUUUAUAAAAAAACCAACUUUUGAAACAGAAAUUAAAAAUGGUUUUAACACGAUAAGUUUGCAAAGUCAUAUUCCUUCUAUUGUCCCAUGCUGCACCCGGUAAAGACCCUACCAAACCUGAAUCUUAACACCCUAUUUGGGUAAAGUCUUUGGACGUUUGAUCAAGGACAGAAUCUAGAACUUCUGUACCUAUAAUUCCAAAGCAAUGUGUGCCUCUGCCAUCUUCAUGGAUAUCCAGAAGGAUUUCGAUCAGGUCUGACGUGCUGGACUAGUUUGAGCUUGAGAUUGGACUACAGACUUCCGAAGUGUUGUUGAGGGCUACUUUACUACAGUGAUCUGCAGUUUAGUUUUCAUUGUAAGAUGGAAGACUUGCAUUAAAACUAAAGUUUGAUGGAUGUCAAGAAUGCUUCUGACUAUUGGGUAUUUGGGUGAAGAGGUUUUAAUUAACUGCAUGUAUAGAAGGGAAACUGUACUUAUGCGAUAUUAGAAGGUAGGGAAGAGAGGAUGUCGGACGAAGUAUUGUAUUUUUGAUUGUACCCCCUUAAUUUAUGGACAAAACUACCUACUACUUUAGUAUUUGGAUCGUUAAGCAUGACUUGUUUCGAUAAAAAUCCACCCCAACUCAAGU
Messenger RNA from Diorhabda sublineata, 3452 nucleotides. RefSeq lists its product as uncharacterized. The coding region runs from base 314 to 985 and encodes 223 amino acids. The transcript has 5 exons. The record is from RefSeq and is a predicted model, not a curated record. NCBI's taxonomy places the organism in Eukaryota, Metazoa, Arthropoda, Insecta, Coleoptera, Chrysomelidae.